Molecule: messenger RNA, 1020 nt
Organism: Atta colombica
Lineage: Eukaryota; Metazoa; Arthropoda; Insecta; Hymenoptera; Formicidae
Exons: 3
Coding region: 94-1020 (308 amino acids)
Source: RefSeq, a predicted model, not a curated record
GGCAUUCAUAGGUUCUGAUCAUUUAGUGCCUAAAAGAUAUGUGUUGACGAAAACUGCAUAUAAUUAAGCGUCGUAACGCUUAAUUAUUCGAGAAUGGAGAAACUCUGUCCAGUGUGUGAAAAGAAUGGUAUUAGGAAAAAGAUCAAGGCAUUUCAGAUUAAUCUGGAAGAAGCAGUGUGGUCCUGUGAGGCGGAAGAAUGCAGCUGGCCGAUUGGUUACGAGGAAUUGACAUUCUUCCCUAGAGCAGCUUCCUUCUACAACUGGGAAGAACCAAGUUUUGCUAAAGAGGACAUUCCUGUACCAAUGGAAUUUACGCUUUAUACACCACCUGUAACUCCCGGAAGCGAACUUACCAAAGAAUUGACCGAGAUAACAAGUGCUGAAUAUUCAUCAUGUCCUACAAUGGAAGAUAAAAUUGAAACAGUGCCUGAAUGUGAAUUCAUUACCUCAACAAAGGAAUCUACUGAUUUUAAUAAAUCAUCACUAUUUGAACCAUUUGAAUUAGCAGAUGUUAACUCUAAAGAAAGCAAAAAUAUGAGUAAACAGAUUGUAGAUGUUAGGACACUGCCCAAGAUCGUUAACAUCAAAAAGACUAAUAUUAAUCUUAAGAUUUUUUCUAAUAUUGAUAACAAUUGUGAUAAUAGAAAACUGCAGGAACGUAAUUAUUCGUUCAUGAAUACAAAUGUAGUGGAUACUUUCAAGAAUCUCGAUAUAUCUAAUAAGUGUACAGAGUUUGGUUUAAGUCAGCAGUACAAUACCACAAACGAACAGAAUGAAAAUAAAUUGCAAUUGGAGGCAACAGUGAAUGAGGUAAAAACAGAUAUUGGCACAGAGACAUUAUCAAAAGCUAAGAACACGUUAAUCGACCUAGAUACUACAAUUAAUUUAGAUACAACAAAUCAGUCUACAGAAAGUAUUUCGAACAACGAUAUAGACACACUAUUGGAAGAUAUUCUUAACAAUGAAAACAAUUUACCUAUAGCUUUAAAUGAUGAUUGGUUAAAUAUGUUGGUGAGCUGA